This is a messenger RNA of Linum trigynum, 2503 nucleotides long. NCBI's taxonomy places the organism in Eukaryota, Viridiplantae, Streptophyta, Magnoliopsida, Malpighiales, Linaceae. The record is from the annotation of a GenBank genome assembly.
CGUAUAAAUCUGGCGUACUCGGUUAGGGUAUUACGCUAAUUACGAAGGAAAAGGAAAAAUAGAAAAGCUGGGAUCAUUUUAGCCUCGCCACGCAGAAUGGAUUUUAGAUAGGCAACGCACCAAUCAUAUCCCUUGAAGCAUCCACGUGUCGUGCGGAGAAUGAGUAUCCAAGCCCCAGCACAGGAAGAAUAUCGCAACGCCGGAAACUGGAAAAAGGAGAAAAACUGGGGGGAAAAAAAACAGUGGAAGCCAAUCCAAGUCAAACAAAACUGAGGAGGAGAAAGAGCGUUAGCUAGCCGGGGAUAGAGAAGAGCCGAGAGUGUAAGCAAGCCCCCUCCCCCCUCGCCUCUCUCAACCACGCAAUCCCUUGAAAUCCCAUGUCGGCGACGAUGUACGCGUCGGCUUCCACCACUUCCCUCCUCCUUCCUGGCGUCUCCGCCGUCAGAACGGCGCGCUGCUCUUGCUUACCUCUCCUUCCACCUCGCUUCCCCUCCCGCUUCUCGCCUGCUUCCGUCAAAGUGCUCUCAGAGUCCUCCAGGGUUUCUCUGUUCCUGACCAGAGCCACCUCUUCAGAUGAGACCUCCACCUCAGUCGAUACUAAUGAGAUCUUCACUGAUCUGAAGGAGAAGUGGGAUGCAGUUGAGAACAAGUCCACCGUGCUUCUCUAUGGAGGUGGGGCAAUAGUUGCUGUUUGGCUAUCAUCCAUUGUUGUAGGUGCCAUCAACUCUGUGCCUUUGCUCCCCAAAAUCAUGGAGUUGGUUGGCCUUGGCUACACCGGAUGGUUUGUCUACCGAUACCUCUUGUUCAAGCAAAGCAGGAAAGAACUGGCUACAGACAUCGACACAUUGAAGAAGAAGAUUGCUGGGUCAGAAUAAGAUCCAAGUUAAUGAAUGCCAAGAAGAGACAAGUAAAUGUAUCUUUGAUCUUUUUUCGAUAUGUUUGCAUGGUGAGGAAUCACGUCUGUUAUAUGGUGUAGUAAAAUGUAGAGUAUAGGGUUACCUAUGACUGGAAUUCAUGCGACCUAAGUGUUACCCCAUUGUUGUAUUUCGCUUUUCUCGAUCUGUAAUAAAAAAAUAAUGGAGAUUUCACGGAAGCGUUCAGUUCAUCCUUUUACACUGUUGUGAACAAUCUUAUGAUGACUACUCAUCACAACGGACUUCCAUAGUCUAGCAAUUGUGAGAUGAAGCUCUUCGUGUGCAUAGAUUUAAGUUGGAAUUGAAAAAAGAACAGAGGUUGAAGCUAAGGAAACUAGUAAUUGAAACAAGCAAGCAAGUAAACUUUAACGAGUUCGAUUUGAGAAAGCAUAACACGUACAUUGCAAACAAUCGAAGAAUCGAUUGAGCUCGAAUCAAGAACGAAGCGUUCUUUAUACGAACUUGGAUAAAACGGAACCAAAAGGACGAUUCCACACCUAGGGAACGCUCGAUUGGAUUAAAGGGUAGCUGCUCGACCACAAUUGAAGAGGAUAUUCAAUCGAUACGAAGCUCACAAGCUUGGAUUCCACCAAACUCAAACAAGUCGCAACUUGCACAAAACCAAAGGGUUUGUUUUUCGAUUAAUCAAAGUCUUAUGUUUUUACAACGUAAACGGAGGGCUAUUUAUAGCCAAUAAAACCUAAUACAAAUCUAGAUGAACAAGGAAACAAAUAAGGUAAAAGUCUACACUAAACAGGACACAAAAUUCGGGUUUGAACUCCCUUUCUUGCAGCACAAGUAAGCUGCCAGCAAAACAGUCAAAAGGCAGCUUUCGUACUAACUUCACGCCUUUCGUUCGAGGCCUUCCAGAACUCCAAUUCUUCAUUCAAUUCCUUCCCUUUGUUCAAAAACAUACCUAGUUUCAUGUUGUCGAAGCCCUUUGACUUGAAUCUCAUCCAUGAUCCUUGAAUUGAGCUCCAAAGUAGGCUUCACAAAACAGUUUUCUGCCUUAGCCAUUUUCAGGCAGUUUUCUAGUUUUGAGGUAGCAACUUUGAGGCCUUGGAAAACAACCUUAAUGACAUCAUCUGGAUCCACAAAGCAUACCAUUGGAAAGAUGGUAACUUUAUCUGCAAAACAAACCCUUAAAAUUGAAUUUCCACCAAGCCAAUUGAGAGAACCAUGCCUCCAAAGUAUGUACCCUGAACACGGAUUUUGACUUGGCCAAAUUCUUCCCUUCUUCUUCCCAACUUAGUUAGCUUCUUCGUCAAGUAAAUUUAACGUGUAUAAUGGAUCAUUUGGGAUCAUAUCAAAGACACAAAGAAUGAACUCUAGUAUGAUAGGUAUGAUCAUACACUGCGAGGAGUUUGCAAUUAGCUUGGUAACCCUAACCCUCUCAAUUGAUCGAUUAAGGAUUAUCAUGAUUAACUAGGAAAAUCCUAUAUCUCUUAAUCGAUCAACCAAGGUUCGCAAAUAAAUUACUCGAACGUUAAUCCAGAAUGGCGAAAAGUAACCAAUCAACACGAUAUCAUUGCAAGACAUCGAUGAAUGAGGAAUUUCCUGAUUUGCCCUAAGAAAGAUUACCCAUAUUG